AUGUUCACGGAGCUGAGGACCAAGCUGAGCCCCCCGCGAGGCCGCGCCGGGGCUGUGCGCGCUGGCUUCGGAGAGCGCCGGGAUGUGGACGCCACUGCCCACUUCAGCUUCUGCCGGACCCUCCUGGAGCACACAGUGUCAGCUGAGAGCAUCCCCUGCCACGUGCCUAGGACAGCAGGCACCAGCCUCACGUGGCAUGACUCACGCAGCCAGAGGGCAGCUGGGAGCCGGCCAGUCAAGCUCCUGCAGCAGCCUGGCACAGAGGCCCCCCAGGGCCGGCUGUGCUCUGACUACUGUGGCCUGUACCACACGAGUCCCUCCCUGGGUGGCCUGACGAGGCCGGUGGUCCUGUGGAGUCAGCAGGACGUCUGCAAGUGGCUCAAGAAGCACUGUCCCCACAACUACCUCGUCUACGUGGAGGCCUUCUCCCAGCAUGCCAUCACCGGCCGGGCACUGCUGCGGCUGAACGCGGAGAAGCUGCAGCGGAUGGGGCUGGCGCAGGAGGCCCAACGGCAGGAGGUGCUGCAGCAGGUGCUGCGUUUGCAGGUUCGCGAGGAGGGGCGGAGCCUGCAGCUGCUCAGCCAAGCUUCCUUCGGACACAUGUCCUAGUUGCUGCCCGAGGCUUGAACCCCAGACCCCAGCACUGUGACCGGAGCCCGUGGCAAAGACAAGGCACAGCCCCUCUGGACCUUCAGGAGUCCCCAGGGCCCUAGCUGGCCGUGGACAGGUGGGACCAGGAUUGCUGCCUCCAGCACCGUGACUCCGGGCUGUGCCUGGGACUGGGGGGUGGGGGGUGUGCGUCCCGAGUGUGGGCCCGCCUCCCAGGACCUCAGCUCAAGCUCACCCCCUGGUGCUGCUGGCGGCAUUCAGGGGAGCCACCUGGAGCCAGAGAGUGAUUUGGAUGUUCCCCCAGACUCCCAGGGAGCGUUUAUUUAUAUUCCCUCCCCCACAUCCUCUGGGCAUCCUGUCCCCUCCCAGGAUGAGAGGUCUGUCUGCCCACUCAUCCAGUUCCACCCCUCCCCCAGCACCUAGAGGACUACCCACAGAGGUAGGAUAAACUGCCAGGCUUCCUUUGCUGUGUGUCCAUCCCUGACCUUGCCCAGGCCCAGCAGGCCCAACCUGCUGCCCAGAUGAUGGUCAUCAGUGUCCACCCAGACAGGUACCCUGCCCAGCACCUUCAUUCAUUAUUUAUGAGACCCUCACCAUGCCCAUAUCUAUUCAUGGGGACUGUGGAGAAGCAGGUUCAGGAUUGCCCACGCACCCAAGACCUAACAGGGCAUGACAGGGACCUGGGACCCAGCACCCAGCACGGGGCUGAGCCGAGUCCUGGCCUUAGGUCUGAAAGAUGCCUUCCUCUCAGGCUCAUGGAGGCCACCUAGGAGGCACAGUAAUGGGCAGGCAUUCCCACUGACCCUUUCCCAGGAAAACCUGGAUUCUCACAGGAGCUGGUCGUGAGGGCUGUGCCCCUCCAUGCCUGCCCACUGGAGAGCCAGCCAGCACCUGACAACCACUC
Messenger RNA from Molossus molossus (Pallas's mastiff bat), 1513 nucleotides. It is a transcript of the gene SAMD10, whose product is annotated as sterile alpha motif domain containing 10. The transcript is spliced from 5 exons. Gene Ontology annotation, biological process: cell surface receptor protein tyrosine kinase signaling pathway. Gene Ontology annotation, cellular component: cytoplasmic side of plasma membrane. Gene Ontology annotation, molecular function: protein binding. Bases 1 to 609 code for a protein of 202 amino acids. The record is from RefSeq and is a predicted model, not a curated record. Lineage: Eukaryota; Metazoa; Chordata; Mammalia; Chiroptera; Molossidae.